AUGCCACCAGAGAGAAAAAAGACUUCCCGCAGAAGUAGAAGAGAAGGCCAUCAUCCUCUGAAGAAACGUCCCCCGGUCAACAGAUGCAAGACGUGCUGCCGAAAGUUCACGGCUUUCAUGUUCUCCCAUGUCGGGUUGUGUGGACUAGUUAUCGGCUACAGUAUCAUGGGCGCUUUUGCUUUCCGGGCACUAGAGGCUCCUUAUGAAGAAGUAAAGGAAAGUGAAGUGAUCAUGAUGCGGGAACAGACAGUGAAGCGAUUGUGGGAUAUUACGUACCAUUAUAAUGUGCUUUACCGAGAAAACUGGACCCGAACUGUGACAUCUGAGAUCGAGGAAUUCCAGACAGCCCUAAUAGCAGCGGUCAGAGAUGGUUACGACGGCAAAGGUGUGGAGGCUGGUCAGCAGUGGUCAUUCUCUGGAGCUUUUCUCUACUCUCUCACUGUCAUAACCACCAUUGGUAGG
Limulus polyphemus (Atlantic horseshoe crab) is the source of this 462-nucleotide messenger RNA. RefSeq names its product TWiK family of potassium channels protein 7-like. Gene Ontology annotation, cellular component: membrane. Gene Ontology annotation, molecular function: potassium ion leak channel activity. NCBI's taxonomy places the organism in Eukaryota, Metazoa, Arthropoda, Merostomata, Xiphosura, Limulidae. The transcript has a single exon. The record is from RefSeq and is a predicted model, not a curated record. Gene Ontology annotation, biological process: potassium ion transmembrane transport; stabilization of membrane potential. The annotation marks the transcript as partial.